Messenger RNA from Cyprinus carpio (common carp), 532 nucleotides. Its product is annotated as cytochrome c oxidase copper chaperone-like. The record is from RefSeq and is a predicted model, not a curated record. The coding region runs from base 10 to 213 and encodes 67 amino acids. The transcript has 3 exons. Gene Ontology annotation, molecular function: copper chaperone activity; copper ion binding. NCBI's taxonomy places the organism in Eukaryota, Metazoa, Chordata, Actinopteri, Cypriniformes, Cyprinidae. Gene Ontology annotation, cellular component: mitochondrial intermembrane space. Gene Ontology annotation, biological process: mitochondrial respiratory chain complex IV assembly.
AAAGAGGAAAUGUCGAGCCUGUCAGCAGCCAGUGUGGAGGCUUCAGCAGCAACAGAGGGGGCGGAGCAGAAGAAACCUCUGAAACCAUGCUGUGCGUGUCCCGAGACCAAAAAAGCACGAGAUGCCUGCAUAAUUGAAAAGGGAGAAGAAAGCUGCACAGACCUCAUCGAAGCGCACAAGGAAUGCAUGAGGGCACUUGGCUUUAAGAUAUAAAAGCACCAUCAUUAUCAUCAGAUUGAGUGAAUGGCCACCACAAUCUUGAAUUUUGGUAUCUAUGCUCUGCGAAUUGAAUCGAAAGGAAUACCCCAGAAUUGUCAUUUUCACUUCCUCGUUUCUUCUACAUGACUGACUUUCUUUUGUGGAAUCAUUAAUAGCAAAAAGCGAAGCUGUUCUCUUCCAUAAAAUAAAAGUGAAUGGUGAAUUUUGGAUCUUGACAGCCCCUGACCCUCAUGUUGUUUUAUGAAAUGGUGCAGCUCGGAUAUUCUGCUAAAAUUCUCCAUUAGUAAAUAAUGCUAGAACUUCCAUAUUUGAA